AUGAGCAGCAGCCGCUCAGGGCUGAGCAGGGUCCUGGUGGCCGUGACUGUAGCCCUGGUAUCUGUCUCUUCCCCUUGCCCCCAGGCCUGGGGGCCCCCAGGGCUCCAGUAUGGGCAUCUUGGCCAGUCUGUGACGCUGUGUUGCCCCGGAGUGACUGUUGGGACCCCAGUGUUCUGGUUUCGGGAUGGAGAGCCAAGGCUGCUCCAGGGACCUGACUCUGGUCAAAGGCAUGAACUAGUUCUGACUCAGGCAGACUGCACUGACGAGGGCGUCUACAUCUGCCGAACUGUAGAUGGUGCUGUUGGAGGCACUGUGACCCUGCAGCUGGGCUACCCUCCAGCCCGUCCUGUCGUCUCCUGCCAAGCAGCUGACUAUGAGAAUUUCUCCUGCACUUGGAGUCCGGGUCAGCUCAGCAGUCUGCCCACCUGCUACCUCACCUCGUACAGGAAGAAAACAGUGCCAGGAGUUGAUGACCAGAGGGUGAAUUCAUCCACUGGGCCCUGGCCAUGCCCGCAGGACCCUCCAGGGACUGCCCGCUGUGUGGUCCAUGGGGCAGAGUUCUGGAGCCAGUACCGGAUCAAUGUGACCGAGGUGAACCCCUUGGGGGCCAGCACACGUCUGCUGGAUGUGAGCUUGCAGAGCAUCUUGCGCCCUGAUCCACCUCAGGGCUUGCGAGUGGAGCCAAUACCUGGUUAUCCCCGCCGCCUGCAUGCCAGUUGGAAGUACCCUGCCUCCUGGCCCCAUCAGCCCCACUUUCUGCUCAAAUUCCGGCUACAGUACCGCCCAGCGCAGCAUCCAGCCUGGUCCACGCUAGAGCCGGUUGGUCUGGAAGAGGUGAUCACAGACGCUGUGGCUGGGCUACCCCAUAUAGUUCGGGUCAGUGCCCGCGACUUUCUGGAUGCUGGUACUUGGAGCACCUGGAGCCCCGAAGUCUGGGGGACUCCGAGUACUGGGUCCCUACCAAAGGAGAUACUAGCUGGGGGCCAGCCACCAGCUGGGGACCAGGCACAAUCGAAGCCGGAAGUGCAGUCACAAGCGGGUAGUCUCACUCCCUCAGAGCCCUCCCUCCAGCCUGGACCACAGCCUCUUGACCACCAAGUCCCUCUGGAGCAAGUAGCCAUGCUGGUAUCACUGGGAAUCCUCUCUUUCCUGGGACUCGUGGCUGGGGCCCUGGUACUGGCACUUUGGCUGAGACUGAGACUAGGUCAGAAGAAUGGACCCCCAAAGCGUGGAUUCUUGGGCCCAAUCAUUCCAGUGGAUAAACUUACAAGAGCUCCAAACCUGUAG
Chrysochloris asiatica (Cape golden mole) is the source of this 1287-nucleotide messenger RNA. It is a transcript of the gene IL11RA, whose product is annotated as interleukin 11 receptor, alpha. The record is from RefSeq and is a predicted model, not a curated record. Gene Ontology annotation, biological process: cytokine-mediated signaling pathway. The transcript is spliced from 12 exons. The coding region runs from base 1 to 1287 and encodes 428 amino acids. Lineage: Eukaryota; Metazoa; Chordata; Mammalia; Afrosoricida; Chrysochloridae. Gene Ontology annotation, cellular component: external side of plasma membrane; membrane. Gene Ontology annotation, molecular function: protein binding; cytokine receptor activity.